UUCACCAACCCGCUCAAAGGCUACGAAAACGUGACUGUGCAAUGCCAGAACUGCGGUAACAUCAGCGCGCAUCCCUACAGCCGAUGGGAAUGGUUCACCUUCUGCUUCGUUCCGAUCAUCCCCUUCUCGCUGAAGCCGUGGAAGGAGAUUGGCUGCCACAUUUGCAACUUUUACCAGGACAUCAAGUAUCGGCCGGACGUGAUGAAUGGGCAUGGCGUGGCGGGGGCC
Eremomyces bilateralis CBS 781.70 is the source of this 228-nucleotide messenger RNA. RefSeq lists its product as uncharacterized. The record is from RefSeq and is a predicted model, not a curated record. The transcript has 2 exons. The annotation marks the transcript as partial. Lineage: Eukaryota; Fungi; Ascomycota; Dothideomycetes; Eremomycetales; Eremomycetaceae.